Loxodonta africana (African savanna elephant) is the source of this 1310-nucleotide messenger RNA. RefSeq names its product clarin 1 (gene CLRN1). The transcript is spliced from 3 exons. NCBI's taxonomy places the organism in Eukaryota, Metazoa, Chordata, Mammalia, Proboscidea, Elephantidae. Gene Ontology annotation, biological process: equilibrioception; sensory perception of sound. The record is from RefSeq and is a predicted model, not a curated record. The coding region runs from base 186 to 884 and encodes 232 amino acids.
CCUUCGUCCUGGCGUUCUGCUGAUAUUUAAUUGGACGGGAACCACCGUGGAUGGUGAAGUGGCAGUGUCAGGUGGGGUCUGUCUGUUCAGCCUCUGUAAUACAUGCAGUCAGAGGGGCGGUCCCUCCUCUUGGCUCACAAAGGUCUUGUUUUUGAACCUCACCCUCAUAAACGCCGGGUCCCAUCAUGCCAAGUCAGCAGAAGAAAGUCAUUUUUUGCACAGCCGGGGUGUUAAGCUUGGCGUGUGCCCUCGGAGUUGUGACAGCCUUAGGGACACCUUCGUGGAUCAAAGCCACCUUCCUUUGCAAAACAGGGGUUCUGCUCGUCAACGCCUCAGGACAGGAGCUGGCCAAGUUCACUGGCGAGAUGCAGUACGGGCUUUUCCACGGAGAGGGCGUGAGGCAGUGCGGCUUAGGGGCCAGGCCCUUCCGGUUCUCAUUUUUCCCAGAUUUUCUCAAGGCAAUCCCAGUGAGCAUCCACGUUAAUGUCAUUCUCUUCUCGACAAUUCUUAUUCUUUUAACCACGGUGGGGACAGCGUUCUUCAUGUACAAUGCUUUCGGCAAGCCCUUCGAAACUCUGCAUGGUCCACUAGGGCUAUAUCUCUUGAGCUUCAUUUCAGGCUCCUGUGGCUGUCUUGUCAUGAUAUUGUUCGCCUCCGAAGUGAAAAUCCAUCACCUCUCAGAGAAAAUCGCAAACUAUAAAGAAGGAACCUAUGCCUACAAAACGCAAAGCGAGAAAUACACCAUAUCGUUCUGGGUCGUUUUCAUUUGCUUUUUUGUUCAUGUUCUGAAUGGACUCCUAAUACGACUUGCUGGAUUUCAGUUCCCUUUUGCUAAAUCUAAAGAGACAGAGACGACGAAUGUAGCUGCAGACCUAAUGUACUGAAAAGCGAACAUGUCUGUGAUUUUCCAAGGAAGAGAGUAGGCUUACUUUGGUCACUUUUAGGUAUGGAUAACUUUUCUCAUCCUUUUACACCACACAAACUGAAAGCACCAGAACCCUUGGUGACAAUGUUUACCAGCUAUGCACUAAGUAAGCAAGUAAGGAAAGCAGAAGGGAGAUUGCUGAAACGUUUCACAAGGUGGGGAACUGCUUUACCCACAUGGCCACAGGCAGUUGACUAGAAUGGAGAAAUUACUACUGGAUGUACAUUUCCAAGUGCCAGAUGCCUGUUCCGUCAAAGAGAAAGAAUAAAAAGGCAUGUGGAAUAUAUCUUUAUGAAAACAGGCACUAUUUCUGAUAACCCACACAUUGGUUGCUGCCAAGAUCAGAAAACAAAGCUCAAAUUGAUUUAAGGCAAUGGCGCAUUAA